AUGCUCAACAACGACCGAUCGAACCUAUCCAACUCAAUCAACUCAUCAUCAUCAUCAUCAUCAUCAUUCAUCCCGAGUAACAACAACAGCCCAAGGCUAACCGGCUCAGAAGGAUCAAGCUCAAGACAUACCAACCACACCUCAUCACUACUGCCCACCAGAACAUUCUCUCCAACCACAACCGAUCGAACCAGUUUACCCAUCGAUCCACUCUCACCACCCAUCCCCAACGAACACCAACUAUCUCCACCCAGUAACCAUCAUCACAAACGACACCAGACUACGAUCUCACAAUGUUCUGAACAGAGUAGCAUCCUCUUCGGUACAUCUCAAACCGACGAAUCUCCAGAAAAUAACCACACCAUGCCAUCCCCACAACAUACCGAUAGCCAACUCCAGCCUUCCUCGAGCAGAAGGAGACUCCCGUCGUUUAACUAUACCCCUGAUGAUGAAAGCAUCGAAGAACUACUCAAAACCUUGGGCUAUAGUCCGGGACAGUCAAGGGCCAACUCACUAUCCUCCCCAAACGGCCCCCCCGAUCCCAAUCGAAGUACCCAACAACGAGACAACGAAUCACGCGGAUCCAUGGUCAUGUUGGACAUCGAUGGCCGGGAAUUUUCGAUCCAUGAACAUUCUCUAAGCCCUGUCUCUGAGCGCACCGAACUCGAGACUGAAUCCUCCAAGACGAGUAGUAAUAAGAGGCGGCCAUUAGUUCAGAGCGUGCUUUCUCAGCGAUUUCAGUCUGGCCUCCAGUCUACGGCUCCACUCGCGCUCUCCCCCAAGCCAAAACAUCUCUCAACCCCCUCAUCCCCAUCUAGUCCUCGUUCAUCAUCCCCCUCCUCUUUACGAGCCACCGUCCCUAAGAAGAUCGACCAUCCCAGUCACUUCUGCCAACCGGUCCAUCAGAAUAGACCUGCCUCCUUUGGAUCCCACUCGCCAAAUUCGCUCAGUCCUGUUCUUACCAAGUCAUCUCAUCUCCUCUCCUCACCACCCGUCCCAGGAAAUAGCCUUGCCCAUCCCUCCCUACACCGAUUGCCCAAAAAGACUUCACACCUGAUCCAACUAUUUGAAAAUAGUAAAAAUCAGUCUCCAUCGAGCAUACCCAUGUCAACCCCUCCCAACAAAACCACACCCACCAAUCAAAUUCAAUCUGCACCAAAUUCUAACCUAUCAUCAAGAUUCCCAUCAGAAAAUCAUGCUCGAGGAAAAUCUCCUCAAGUACCAGUCUCCCCGACCCAAACACGAGAAGGUUCGAAUUUCUAUCUCACAGAUCACUCCGCAGGAAGGUUAAAUUCCCCACAGUCCAAAGCACCUCAAUCACCAGCGGCUGGCUCAACAGAAUCCUUGAGCUCGGCAGCGCUACCCGGACCAAGUAUGACCGAACAAGAGUGCUUGAGAUUACGGAGAGAGCGUCGUGAACGGAUAGCCAUGGCAUCCAAGAAUCAUGCAGCUGCUUCAGCUUCACGGCUAAAGAAUGAAAGUCAAACCGUACACCUAGCACCCCCAAGCCCAAUGUCUGAUCACUUCCUCAAGCAUCGCGAUCAGUUGCAUCGUCGAUCACCACGAGAAUCAGUGAUGUUCAGCGGUUGUACAUCUGUCGAAAGCGUAAGAAGCAAACGCUCUUAUGGCCCUGAUUUUAAUGAACCACAUCUUCACAUCCUGAGAAUCGCUUGGGCCGAAUUCGACCCUCGCUCGAAUUCUCGUACGGAAUUCGAAGAAUUCUUGGGUUGCAGUCGGGCUACCCAACGGGCGGACUGGGUGGGGGCAAUCUGGCAAGCUGCUCACGACCUGGGUGGAUUUGUCGACCAGCCUGACAUACCCUUGCGAGGAAACCCAUCUCCGAAGUCUGACCAACUCAAUAAUCCGGCCGCAUCCAGUCCUUCAGCUGCUAAUACCCACCAACCUAAUACCGCUUCCCCAGCUCUACCGUCUAAACAGGAUUGCAGUCCUAGACUGGAUCCGGUCUCGCUCGUCGAUCGCUCGGUUUCUGUUGGUCCUGCCGAGGCCCCUCAACUUGCGCAUUCGCCAACAUCUCAACUCAAACCACCUCCAUCUUCUGCUGUCAGCAGUCGAACAUCUGAAGUUUCUACUGGCACGUCCAACUUGCAAAGCGAACUAGAUCGCGACUUGGUUGCGGUUCAACAGGCUACGAACCCGCAAAUCCUUUCACCCGCCUGUCGCUUGUAUUCCGAAGGAAAUGACCCCAUAGUGCAAGAAAAUUUCAACGGAGUUCAUGUAGUCGAUCCUGCGUAUCAAGAUUACCCCAUCAAUCCCAAUCAGGAGGAAAAUUACACGCGGUCUCGAUCACCUGAGCUAGAUAUCUUUGCAAUGCUGGAUAGGAUGAGUGUCAAGGGUUCGAUCCACCGAAACACGGCGGAGUUUUACGACCCUCCAAAGCCUGAGUCCUUACAACCCCAACAGGUUCAGGAUAUGCAUAAUCCCCAACCGAUCAGUAACAGUCUUCAUGCGAAUAUAACUGCCCUUGAAGAUACUGCCAAUCAGAGUCACCGUAGUCCCUCGCGCCAUUCUUACCAUACCAUCAGGCCAACAUCUGCCACCGGAGUUCAUGAACAACUGCCCGACUCAGCUCGUUCAUCAGCCGUUGGAUCGCGCUCUAGUCACAGGGAGCAGCUUUCAGAAGUGAGGUCAAUGUCUCAAGCGACACAUGCAAGUCAAAAUCGACAUUUAAGUGUCACACCAACUCCCAUCACGCAGCGGCCCGCCGGCUCGCGCCCUCAAACGACUCCUAAACCACGUUCAAGUGAAGGCUUGCACGAGCCAACCACGGCCCGACAAGCAAGAGGGGCCUGGUCAGAUACGGAUCGAUUAUCUAACCAGACCGAUAAUAUCCUCUUGGGCGCCAACCCCGCUCGAGCAGUACAGAGAGAUUUGCGUAGGAUCUUGAAGACGAUCGAGCGCAAUGAUUCUUACCGAGCCGCUGAAUCAGACUCAUUGGGUCAUUACCUUGAUAGUAUUCAAAAUCAGCUCCAAAAUGUCGCAAUUAAGCUCCGUGGUCACCAAGUAGAACGUGAACCUAAUUACCCCGUAAACGAAAGUGAUGAACCGACGAUAGCAGAUAAGGUAGACUACAUGCUCAGCCUGUGUAACAUUUUACUCGAGAGCCAGCACAAGGUCUCCAGUGCAGUUGAGAAGAACCUAGAAGCUCACGGUGUUAGUAUCAGCAAUCGAUCAGUGCACACGCGAUCUAUGAGAUCGACGGCGAAUCCCAGUCGGCGUUCCUCGCAUGUGCCCACCGAACCUGGUAUGCCAGGCCCAGCGCCAUUAACGCCUCGACCUGACAGCAGCUUAGAUAACGAUCGGGUGACAUCACCUGAUCGGCUUGACUCGCCGCCCCUGCCACCCCUGCCUGACGCGAAUGGAGGCGAAGAAAACAUCGUCAUUGAUGAGGGCCCCGGAAAUCCCAGCGAGCUUCCUCCCCAAGUAGCAAUACAGGAAGCUGGUCUUAGUCGAAUCGAAAACUUAUUGGUCGAACUGCUCUCUCGGGUCGAUGAGUCCACCCAACGACAGAAUAAAGAACCAGCACCACCGGUUCCUGAUAAGGAUGUCGGCGAUGGCCAUUCCACUCGCUCGCGUCGCUCGCAUGCUAAUACCGAUAGCCAGAGUGAAACGCUGGACUUGGACGCCGAUGUGGCGCUCUGGAAAUCGAGGGGUAAUAUGAGCGAUCCUGCCGGUCCUUGGAAUGAUGAGAAGCGACAUCCUCUAGGGCAGAGCGUCAGCAGCCAUGCUCCUAGUGUCUACCCUCCUACCGAAGCGGAAACUCCAUCGUCUUCAGACCAACCCACUCCCCAAGUGAUUCCAGAUUAUAAUCUCGCAUAUGAGGCGGAGGACCAAGUGGCUCGACGGAUUGCAGAUGAACGUGCCCGGGCUGCCCGAAGACUCGAGGGAGUCUCGACCCCAUUCGGCUAUCGCCAAUCCAUCGGCCAGGGAUAUUCAGCAUCCGUCAAACCUCGAGUCCCAAGUCAUCUUUCCCAGCCAGGCCCAACGAUCCCUCCAAACCAAGACCAACACGCCGAGGAUCCUUACUUACCUUCCUCUCAGAACGACCCUCGUCUGUCCCGCCCUGACCUUGAACAAAGUCAUUGGUCUUCUACAACUCCGACCGCUGAGGAACAGGAUGAUUCCACGCCCCCACCUCCACCUCCACCGAAAGAUGACCACUUUGUGGCUCCACCACCUAGUCAACCCGCUCUUUCGGUUCGGGCCCCUAGUCGAGUUCCCUCGAGGGCAAUUUCACAUCAGUCGGCUGCCCGCCCUUUAUCUGUAGCGUCUAACCCGCCAGCACCCAUCCCACCACCUCCUCAAUUAUCAACAGAGGAACUGCGGAAUGUAGUCCACGAAGCUUUGCAACACCAUUCUACGGAGCAGGCGCCUGUUCUUGAAGAAGUUGUGACCUUGCUGCGUACUCAGGACCAAGUCAAUCAGGCCUCAGUCCUUAAUCAAGCAGAAGUAUCGAGGUACUUGACGCAACUGAAUACUCAUCUGGAGGGAGUACUACAUAAAAAGAAUGACGAGAUUCUGCAGAUUGGGGAGAAUGUUGGACGGCUAGAGAAGCAACUGGCGGUCCUACUCGAGCAAUCUCAGCAGAUUUCAUCCGUUAUUCCCCUCAUGAAUGCGACAGCCUCUACCUCGGCACCGCCACCUGAACAAGCUCCAACCUCGAUCGAUCAGCCCGAGGAAGCGCUCAACAGAGAUCUGGACGCUGGGCCUUCCGCCGAGCCCCACACGGAUGUCGAUCCCGGCCCCGAUGGCCCCAUCGAUGUGUCCGUUCAUCCUCAAGAGGGAGACGCGUUGGAUCCCCCCUUAGAGGGCGGAGAACCACACGUUACGCUGAUGAGCAAGAAGCCCUCGGUUGGGUAUCGGAUCACAGGCCCACGAGCGCGAAAGAUCAGCUUCAACAACAAAGGGCUCAAAGGCCCCCGGAUGCCCUCUGGGCUUGCGACGGUUGGCAAGCUGUGGGGAGGGCCUGUGCCGGCGGCCGACCGGGCCGCCCGAUGGGGCACCGGCGCUGGGGGAUCGCUGAAGCGCGUGCCCACUAAGUCCAGUCAUGUUUCUGAGAACCCCGCGACCGUCGAGGCCGCUCUCUCUGCAGUCAAUCCUGAUGACCCCGUCGGGCAGGAAGCGCUCAGUCAGAUGGAUCACCCCGAUGAUGAUAGGGCUGGUACGAUCGCAUUGGGGGUCUCACACAUCUUGAAGUUCUUGAGAGAGAAUUCAGAGAAGGAGGAGCUUCGCCGACAGAAGAAAGAGCAGGAAAAGGCCGCUCAACCUCAGCCUGCUAUCCCUGAUGAAAUGGAACAACGUCGGGCAAAGAUCGAGGAGUUGCAGUUGAGAAGAGAAGCGACCCUAGCGGAAGAUAAAGCUAAACAAAUGGAGGCGAUGAUGCAAGCGAUGAGACAACAAGCGAUCGAACAUGACCGAUUGUUGAAGAAGAUCUCCGAGGAACUCGAGGCGAAGAAGUCCAAGACUUCGGAACCUGAGAAUGAAGAAGAGGAGCGCAAGAAACGAUACGAAGAAGCGAUGAGCGAUGUGAAUAAUGUGUUGACUAAUGUCGAGAGUGGGGUGAUGGCUCAUCUGGAAGACUUUAAAGCUCAGAUGAUGAAGGAGAUGAAACAAACGUUCGAAAAGGUGGGCGAGUUGAGGGAACAGAAGCAGCAGAUUCAAGCCGACAUCGCCGAUAUGUUAUCGUACAUGAGUAAAGUACGAGGAGGCGGGCCGGACCCUCGCUGGCAACAUCCUAUUCCGGUCCCAAGUGUCCAUGGGGGACCUGAAGGCUCGGUUAUCAGUGGCCAUGCAGGACCAGCGGGACCAGCAGGGACUAAUUAUCCCUUCCUCUCCCCGAUCCCUGAGAGCUAUCCCAGCCCUCAUGCCGACUUCCCAGACCGUGAUGGGACGGAAGUCGGGGUGGCUAGGAGCAACAUCGGCUUCGGGCCUCGGUCUCCUAGUAGACGUUGA
This is a messenger RNA of Puccinia graminis f. sp. tritici CRL 75-36-700-3, 5970 nucleotides long. RefSeq lists its product as uncharacterized. Lineage: Eukaryota; Fungi; Basidiomycota; Pucciniomycetes; Pucciniales; Pucciniaceae. The transcript has 15 exons. The coding region runs from base 1 to 5970 and encodes 1989 amino acids. The record is from RefSeq and is a predicted model, not a curated record.